This is a messenger RNA of Prunus persica (peach), 1654 nucleotides long. RefSeq lists its product as uncharacterized. Gene Ontology annotation, molecular function: zinc ion binding. The record is from RefSeq and is a predicted model, not a curated record. NCBI's taxonomy places the organism in Eukaryota, Viridiplantae, Streptophyta, Magnoliopsida, Rosales, Rosaceae. The transcript has 3 exons. Bases 11 to 1453 code for a protein of 480 amino acids.
GGAUCCAAAUAUGUGGGCUAGGCAUAGAUUCAGUCCUAGAACCAAGUGUGACAUGUUAUUGAACAACUUGUGUGAGUGUUUUAAUUCUUGGAUUUUGGCUGCAAGGGAUAAACCAAUACUUACAAUGCUUGAGAUGAUUAGGUGCAAAAUAAUGAGAAGGUUACAAGUUAAGAGGGACUUGAUUAGUAAAUGUGAGGGUCCAAUUUGUCCAAAGAUCCAAGGCAAGCUAGAGAAAAACAAGACUUUAUCUCAUAGAUUCAGACCAAUGUAUUGUGGCAAUGGAUUGUUCCAAGUGGGGGACACAUUAGUUGAUCAACAUUCUGUGAAUUUGUGGACCAGAACUUGUAGUUGCAGGAGGUGGGAGCUCAAUGGAAUACCCUACAUGCAUGCAGUUUCUGCUAUAUUCCAUAAUAGGCAAGAAGCUGAACAAUUUGUGGAUAAAUGUUACACACCAGAGGCUUAUUUGAGAGCUUAUUCUCCAGUCAUACAACCAGUCAAGAGUAUGAAGUAUUGGCCAACAGUUAACCAAACACCUGUCCUACCACCAAUUGUAAAGAAGCAACCUGGGAGGCCUAAAAAAAGGAGAAUAAUAAAGGAUUCUGAAAUGGAAAAGAAUAAGGAUCCCACCAAAUUGGGUAAGAAGGGGGGUACUAAAACAUGUACAAAGUGUUGGGAGAGAGGCCACAAUAGAACAACAUGCAAAAAUCAACCUCGAGAAGCUCCAAGUGGUGUUUAUGUUGACAAAAGGUGGGCUUAUAAAUUUCAAGAUGACAGCCAUCGUGGGGGUAUGAGGAACAAUGAAAUGGACAGUAGCAAUGGAAGUUUUGGAGAAAACCAAACUCCUCCAACUCAGAGCUCUAACGUACAACAAAGUUGUGGUGGAUUCUUUGUGGCACAAGGGGAUGUAACUGGAGAGCCAUCAAGACAUGGUCUUAAGAAGAAUACAAGACCACCUAAAUGGCCAUUGAAGAAAGCUACAAAAACACAUAAGGUAACAGUGAACAAAUCCCAACCUAGAUACUUUAAUCCUGCCAAUUUUCAUCCACCUCAAGAAAUUGUACAACCAACCAUCACCACGGGUUUUAGAGGGGGUACUUUCAUUACACCAAAUGCGCCAAGGAUCCCAAUUGCAAGUCAAAUAUCGACAAGGCCAGUUGUAACCCCUUCUUUGCAAGCCAGGACUCCGAUGCUACAAACAGCCCCAAAGUCUAAUAUGUCCAGGCCUAGAGGGGUCACUUGCAUCACACCAAAUCUGACAAGUACAAUUACAGUCCCAACUUCUUUGCAAGCCAGGCCUCUAAUGCCACAAGCAGCCUCAUACUCUCAUAUGUCUAGGCCUAGCAUGCACACCACACCACAAAGUUCAUUUCGAACUUCAAAGCCAUGGAAACCACCUAGCAAAGUUGCUUGUACAAAAAAAGCAACUACAAGUUCACAAAAAAAGCAUAUUUGAUUCUACUUUGAGCUGUUUUGGUAUUUUUGGGCAGUUGAAACAAAGUUAUUUUGUGAAGAGAAGACCAUGUAGUACUCGUCUUUCGUGCAGAUUCAAUUUUAUUUUGUUAGUUUGGAAUUAAGGCAUGGAAUUGCUUUUUGGUACAUGUACAUUGAAACUCAAACUAGUUUUUUGUGAUCUUGAUGUAUUGUCAAUAAUGGA